Molecule: messenger RNA, 377 nt
Organism: Fonticula alba
Lineage: Eukaryota; Rotosphaerida; Fonticulaceae
Exons: 3
Biological process (GO): glutathione biosynthetic process
Cellular component (GO): cytosol
Molecular function (GO): glutathione binding; glutathione synthase activity; ATP binding
Source: RefSeq, a predicted model, not a curated record
CCUGGCCCGGUGACCCACGCGCCGGUGACCCUGCAGCCGACCCGCUUCAAGAAGGCUGCCUUCGAGAAGGCCAUGGACCUGGCCCCCACCGUGGCGGCCUUGAUGCGCGGCUCGCGCUCGGAUCGCGCGUGGCUCGAGUCCAUCGUUCGCCUUGCCGCUUCGGCGGAUCCCUUCACCGAGAAGUUGGUCGGCCUGUGCCUCGAUUACUGGGCUCUGCCGGAAGACCCGCAGCCGAUCAAGCUUGACAUCACUCGCGCCGACUAUCUGGAGCAUUCGCCCACCAGCGGCGACGACGAGCGCGUCAUCUUGCAGGUGGAGGUCAACACCAUCGCCGCCUCCUUCACGGCCCUUUCGGCGCUGGUGAGCGAGCUCCAUCG